AUGUUUGAUUCGGGCAUCAUCCCCCCCUUCGAGCACACCGUCGGCGAAUCCCUCCGCGUGGCCCGUUGCGUGUACGGCCGCCUGCUGUUCUCUUGGCCGUCGCGGGAAGAUGCCGCGGCUUUCCGCAAGCUUUUUCCCCUCAUGCUGAAAAUCUCCAACUCCCACCCCGUCAUGCUGAAAGUUUAUGUUGACAGGUUCAAAGUCUUCACCGCCGCAAAGGUAGCCGGCGCUCCCACCCUGUCUAUUCGAAACGUCCCCCUCGAGUUUGAUCCGGAGGAUAUCCGCGCCUCUCUCCUCGGGACCACCGACGAGGACGGCGCGCUCACGGACCCGACUGAUUUUCACCGUGCUUCUGACCCCUACGAAGACACCUUUUUCACCCACCUUGCAGGGCUCCUGGUCGCCACCCCCGAUGAUCCGAACUUCGAACGGAUCCCAUCCGAAAUCCUGCUGGAGUCGAACAAGCCCGCUAUGCUGCUCAAUUUCUCCUGCCACGUGUGCUCGCUGUGCGGUGCCCCCCCACACCCCGCCUUCACCCUCGUCACCCACCUCUCCCCCACAGCGCUUCCUUCUCCGGCCCCCCAUGUCGUGGGGCUCCUACUCACUCUCCCGCCCUCCCCACACCACCCCUCCCUCCCUACCCUCUCCAACCCCUGUCGGCAACCUUCCCUCCCAGGACGCUCAGCCCUUGCCACCAACGUACCCUCCUCUGUCCCCCCUACAGUCGGGCCUCCGCCCACCCUCAUGACUCCCCUAUACUCCCACUCCCCCCAUGCAAGCUCCGCACCGCACUUUCUUACGGAACCCCUCGCCCUGUUCCCUUCCAACACUCCCCCCACUUUAGGCGCCUUCCCUCCCAAGGUCUCCCCAGAGGACGGCCCCGCUGCCCACCCCCACGCUGGCACGGAGACGCUCCCCUCCCCCUCUCUCUCCCCCCUGUUUCUAACAGCACCCUCCCCUACUUCCCCCACACCCCGACUCCUCCCCUCCCCUCCCUCUCUCCCGAUCCCCCUCCUCUCGUUUCCCCCUACCCUCAAUCCCGCCUUCCCCACCCCCCCUCACUCUUUUCACCCCCCACCCUCUCAGGGACCCAACUGCAACCGCAACCUUCUGGGGACUCAUGCCGCGCCGACCGCCUUCCGCAACGACCCCGGCCUCCUCUACAUCGGGCUGGACGACUGGGUCGAAUACUGGACAUGCGCUCUCUGCGACUUCACCUGCGGCGCUGCCCUCGACAGCGCCAUGGAGCAUAUCCAGUCCUACCUGCACGCCACCCGCGUGAAGGCCUCCGCUCAUCGCCCGGCAGCCAAGGACGACUUUGGUCCUUGGCGCGCACUCACCCUGCUGCAGCAGAAGGCUCCGGUGACUGCCUUCCUUCGCGGCCGUCCUUAG
Closterium sp. NIES-65 is the source of this 1392-nucleotide messenger RNA. Lineage: Eukaryota; Viridiplantae; Streptophyta; Zygnematophyceae; Desmidiales; Closteriaceae. The record is from the annotation of a GenBank genome assembly.